CCCAGCCCCGCCGAGCGCGCUCGCCUCCUCCCGCCGGCGCCCGCGCCGCUCCCCCGGGGCCGGGCCCGCGCCUCCAUGUCGGACAACCAGAGCUGGAACUCGUCGGGCUCCGAGGACGAGCGGGAGCCCGAGGCGGGGCCGCCCGUGGAGCGCUGCGGGACGCUCAGCAAGUGGACAAACUAUAUUCAUGGGUGGCAGGAUCGCUGGGUAGUUUUGAAAAAUAAUACCCUGAGUUACUACAAAUCUGAAGAUGAGACGGAGUAUGGCUGCAGAGGCUCCAUCUGCCUCAGCAAGGCUGUCAUCACGCCUCAUGACUUUGAUGAAUGUCGGUUUGAUAUCAGUGUCAACGACAGUGUCUGGUAUCUUCGUGCUCAGGACCCCGACCACAGGCAGCACUGGGUGGACGCCAUCGAACAGCACAAGACUGAAUCUGGCUAUGGAUCGGAAUCAAGCCUGCGUCGCCACGGCUCGAUGGUGUCCUUGGUGUCUGGAGCUAGCGGCUACUCUGCGGCGUCCACCUCCUCCUUCAAGAAAGGCCACAGUUUGCGUGAAAAAUUGGCUGAGAUGGAAACCUUUCGAGAUAUCUUGUGCAGACAAGUCGAUACUCUGCAGAAGUUCUUUGAUGCCUGUGCUGAUGCUGUCUCCAAGGACGAACUUCAAAGGGAUAAAGUGGUAGAAGAUGACGAAGAUGACUUUCCUACAACGCGCUCUGACGGAGACUUCUUGCAUAAUACCAAUGGCAAUAAGGAGAAGGUAUUUCCAUAUAUAACACCAAAAGGAAUCAACGGUAUAGACUUCAAAGGGGAGGCUAUAACUUUUAAAGCAACUACUGCCGGGAUCCUUGCUACACUCUCUCAUUGUAUUGAACUGAUGGUCAAGCGUGAAGACAGCUGGCAGAAGAGACUGGAUAAGGAAGGUGAGAAGAAAAGAAGGUUUGAGGAAGCCUAUAAAAAUGCUAUGAUAGAACUUAAGAAAAAAUCCCACUUUGGAGGACCAGAUUAUGAGGAAGGCCCAAACAGUUUGAUUAAUGAAGAAGAGUUCUUUGAUGCUGUUGAAGCUGCUCUUGACAGACAGGAUAAAAUAGAAGAACAGUCGCAGAGUGAGAAGAGCAGGUUGCAUCGGACUUCUUCCGUGCCGUCUGCGGAUGUCUACUCCUCCGUGGGGACUCACAGAUUUGUCCAAAAGCCCUGUAGUCGCUCUUCCUCCGUGUCUUCCGUUGAUGUAGUCAGUGCCUCUGACGAUGUUCACAGAUUCAGCUCCCAGGUUGAAGAGAUGGUGCAUAACCACAUGACUUACUCGUUACAAGAUGUAGGUGGGGAUGCCAAUUGGCAGCUGGUGGUAGAAGAAGGAGAAAUGAAGGUAUAUAGAAGAGAAGUUGAAGAAAACGGUAUUGUUCUGGACCCUUUGAAAGCGACUCAUGCAGUCAAAGGCGUCACAGGACACGAGGUCUGCAGUUACUUCUGGAACGUUGAUGUCCGCAAUGAUUGGGAAACAACUAUAGAGAAUUUUCAUGUGGUGGAAACAUUAGCUGAUAACGCGAUCAUCGUUUAUCAAACUCACAAGAGAGUGUGGCCUGCUUCUCAGCGAGAUGUAUUAUAUCUGUCUGCCAUUCGAAAGAUACUCGCCUUGACGGAGAACGACCCUGAAACUUGGAUAGUUUGCAACUUUUCAGUGGAUCACAGCAGCGCUCCUCAGAAUAACCGAUGUGUUCGUGCCAAAAUCAAUAUUGCUAUGAUCUGCCAGACCUUAGUAAGCCCCCCGGAGGGAGACCAGGAGAUCAGCAGGGACAACAUUCUGUGCAAGAUCACAUAUGUAGCUAAUGUGAACCCUGGAGGGUGGGCACCAGCCUCGGUGCUAAGGGCAGUGGCAAAGCGGGAGUACCCGAAGUUUCUGAAGCGCUUCACUUCCUACGUCCAGGAGAAAACUUCAGGAAAACCUAUUUUGUUCUAGUGUUAACAGUGACUGGAGCAAGGCUGUGUGAUAUUCCAUGUUGGAGAAUAAAAAAGAAUGCUCUGAGCUGGAACAUAGGAUCUGCAGCCUUGUCUGUGGCCUGAGAACUUGGCCUGGUGUACAGAAAUGAAGAAAUAACUUGAGAAGCAGAGCUGAACACCUCCCACUAGCUGUGUCCUGCUAGACCUUCUUGCUCAGCCUAUAACUGUUAUAAGUACAUGUACAACUACAUGUAUAUGGCUCUAUUUUUAUUUGCUUGCUCCUAAGAGACAAAAAAAAAAAAAAUAAUCAACUUUGAAUCACAACUAAGAAUUAAUGCUUUAAUUUUUGGAAACUUUUUCAGAAUUUUUAAUUUACUGUAGUCCAACCUAAGAUCCUCAGUCAUGUGAUGUUUUGUGCACACAGAAAAGCACAGAAUUGAAGUGCACAUGGGACAUGUGCUUUCUGUGCACCAAACACCUGAAUGGGCUUCUUAAAGGCCUGCAGUCCAAUCUGCGUCCAGAACUCUGGCUUCCCUGCUUUGAAUAAUCAGAACUCACCGCUGCUGGUUUCUAUAUCGAUACAUGUUGUCGUGUGAAGUGUCUUAAUAACUGAGGGCUGUCCAUAACCUGUGAGUUCUGCCUUUUCCAGAAUCUUGCUCCUAUGAAGAGCUCUUGUUCUGAUGGAGAAAGAGUGAAAAGCUUCCCCCCCGCCCCGCCAAUAACUUUAUAUUUCUAUUGUGUUUUUAGUUGUUUGCUGUGUGCUGCAGAUUUAUUUAACUUUGUUACAGAUACACUUUGGUGAUUCUGAAAUUGGUUCUGCCUGCCUCCACACAGAAACAUUGGACAAAUCCUGUAGCCAUAACCCCGUAGUCGAGAUAAAGUGAGCUCAUAGCUGCCUGAAGGUUGGAUGGUAUGACUAGAGCAAAUCAGACUGUUCCAGUUUGACUUUUCUUUGCUUUUCUAAAGCCAUUACCAGGGCUUCACACAUGUGCAAUCCCACUGCUCCCAAACCAGUUUCUUGGGGGGAGCAGUUGGCUUUUGUCUGUUUUCUCUUUAUUUCUUUCAGAGAGGUCUUCCUCUGGUGUCUUUACUAGGUGAGCUCUCUCCUAGCCCUUAGUUUGAAAUUUGAUUUAGUACGCAGUAAUACAUAGUUUCUUGUUUGUUUGGUUUGGGUUUUGGUUCUUGUCAUUUGGAUCAGUUUAAAAAGUAAGUUAGACAGAGAAAUGUGAGCAGAGUUCUGCUGCUGCUGAUCAGAGCAGCCAGCGAGGGAGUAAAGGUGCCCAUGAGGCUCAAACUGAAAGCCUUUUCUUAGUUACUCUAAGAAUGUAAACGUAAAAUACCUUGUUGUUGUAACUGUUGUUUGUUUGCUUUUGUUUUAGGCCUCUGUUU
Molecule: messenger RNA, 3320 nt
Organism: Erinaceus europaeus (western European hedgehog)
Lineage: Eukaryota; Metazoa; Chordata; Mammalia; Eulipotyphla; Erinaceidae
Gene: CERT1
Product: ceramide transporter 1
Exons: 18
Coding region: 76-1950 (624 amino acids)
Biological process (GO): ER to Golgi ceramide transport
Cellular component (GO): Golgi apparatus
Molecular function (GO): phosphatidylinositol-4-phosphate binding
Source: RefSeq, a predicted model, not a curated record